GCCAACAGCACCAGCAGUGAUUUCUUAUGGCUAUCAGAGGCCUAAGACUCCAACAUAUGAGGCAUCACGACUUAUGGCCACAUUACCUGGUUAUAAAAGACCAAAGACACCUACAUAUGGAAUACCACCUUCUGGUGUAUCACCUGUAGCCUUUCAGAGACCUAAAACCCCAACCCAAGUGGCUCACAAGUCAAAGUCUGGCUAUCGUGGAUUGACACCAGCUGAAUAUGCUGCUCAUGGUGGAAUCAAAACUUUCUCUCCAGCAUUCGGUAUCGCAAGUUCUAUAACAGCAACUCAAGAGGAGGUUAAAUCUACAAAAGAGGAAUCAGCAGAGAUUAAAACACCCAGCCAAGAACCAUCUGUGAAGGCACAACCAACAGCCGAGGUGUCUACAGUCAAAGAAACCCCCAAAGAUGUGAGACAUGAGAAUGUUUCUGCCACCCCUUCAAUCCCUGUUAUAGUUGUUACACAAGCAUCUGACUCCCCAGGAACAACGUUAACACAAGAGACAAUCACGGUAUCCAGUCAGGUUGCAGCAAAACAAGAACAUAGUGUGAUUCAAGAAACACCAAAGGCUAAACCUCCAACAGCAGUGGUGAAGACUCCAGUGAUGGAGAAGAAAAUUGAGAAGGUGGAAACAACAGUUAAAGAAGUUGUCAAGCCAAAGGAAAAAACUCCUGAACCCAAACAACCUCCGCCCAAAGCUGACAACCAGGAUCCUCUGAGGGCAGUAAGAAGACUUUUAGGCAAAGCCCCGGCUGGGACAACCGAGACAAAAGAACCAGCGAAACCGAAAGUUCCCACCAAGACUAUAAGUGAAGGCUCAAAGCCGGUGCCAGCUCUGCCGGUGAAGGUUCCUGCUAAACCAACAGGAAGUGAAGACAAAGGAAAAGAUAAAGCAGAAACAUCUCCAGCAGUUAAACCUGCACCUGCGAAAAAGGAAGGCGACACGGGCCUCCCAGAAGCCGAGCCUCUUCUUAAAGUCAUAAAAAAGCCAAAGGGACUGAAAGCUAGUGGUUGGUCCCGACUCAAGAAGCACAUGGUGGUGGAGCAGGAGGAGCCCAAGUUUCCAGUGUUGGGCGUUCAGCAAGAGGCGACUGGGAAGGACCAGAGCACGGAGAAGCUGGCUGACGACACGGCCACCGCUAAAAAGCCUGACAAGACAGCCGGCGCUCAGGACGAGAACCAAACCGAAGACGCUCCCAAAGCAACGAAGAUGUGGGAUGCCGUCCUCUUCCAGAUGUUCUCCACUAAAGAGAACAUCAUGCACCAGAUCGAGCUAAGCAAAACCGAGAAGGAGGAGACAAAAGAAGAGAAAAAACAACAAGAAGAAGACGACGAAGAAGAGACGAAAGAGAUACCCUCGUUCGCGCACCGGUUGCCCGUGUUGCUUUUUAGUCCGAGGUUUGACGCCAAAAAGCUCCGAGAGGCGGCGUCGAGGCCCGUCACGAAGAUUUCAACGGUGUUUGAAAUGGGGCUGAUUGGGCGCAAAGGUAAAGACGAGGAACCAAAAGACUUUAACAGAACGGCGAGGGGUUUCAAUCCUAGUUAAAGUACAGUGGUGGAGAAAA
Molecule: messenger RNA, 1571 nt
Organism: Scomber japonicus (chub mackerel)
Lineage: Eukaryota; Metazoa; Chordata; Actinopteri; Scombriformes; Scombridae
Gene: prr33
Product: proline rich 33
Exons: 1
Coding region: 74-1552 (492 amino acids)
Source: RefSeq, a predicted model, not a curated record